CUAAAAUGUCCUUGUCUUCAAGCAACACAAUGAAUUUCUAGCUAAAUGUUACUUGAUAAUGUUAACUAGCAGAUAUAAAGAAUCCUCUAAAUCAAUUGAUCAAUAUUCUGUGGAUUCGCAUAGGCACAAGUUAACUAAAUCAUGGAGUUUCAGAGACAGUUUAUUCGGUUUGAGGCGUAGUCGAGCGUCUAUUUCGGAUGCACAUGAAUGCCAGUAUAUUGCCCCAAAGUUGUACCAAUUGGAGGAUCAAUUUCAUCAUCCAGCUUCAAAAUGUGAUGUUUGGCGCUCUCUUUGCCCUCAAGAGUUACCUAAUGCAGCAGUUUAUCCUAUAACACCGGUUUGCAGUUUGUCUGAUGAAGUCUUUGCUUCUGCUACAGGUCCAAAGAAAGGCCUGCUAGCUGUGAAAAAGUGGCGCGAGGUAAAGGCUAGCCACAAUGGCUAUUUUUGCAGUAAUUGGAAGACAAUAGAAAAUCGAAAGGCACAUGGAAUAUCGAUAUCUUUAUAUGAAAAAAACAUGAUUACUGGGAAAACAAAUGGUGGUCCUAUUGCUGAUGCAUUUGUUGUACGUGCUCGACAUGAUUCUGCUUAUUUAGCUGUGGCCGAUGGAGUGAAUUGGGGCAAUGAAUCAAUGAAAGCUGCUAGAUCAGCGAUUUCAGCUAUUUACACCUAUUUAGAAUCUCAUUUAUAUGGUUGCAUGAAAAAGAAACACGUCAUAAAUGAUACAAGAGAUGCUGCUCAAUUGUUAUUUGAAGCAUUUUCUUAUGCUCAAGAAGAAAUUGUUUCCAUUACUACUGGUUUAACUACGCUUUGUGUUGCAUUAAUUUUACCGGUACUUAAAACUACAACCUAUGAAUCACAAAUAUUAACAAAUGCACAACCAUCAGUAUAUGGUCAAGGUCAAUUUGCUGCUGUCAUAGCAAGUGUUGGUGAUUGUCAAGCAUUUCUUUUAAGUAAAUUUCAUGGUAUACGUGAAAUAACUGGUUGGAUAAGAACAACUGACUUAUCCUCUGAUGAUUUAUCAACUCAGUUGAAUGAACAAAAUAAAUUAGAGAAAAUAUUCGAGCCAUCUGUAAGAGAUUUUCGCGAUACCGGUGGUGCAUUAGGUGCUGUAUAUAAAAAUGGUAAUCCAGAAUUAAAUAAUCUUAUAUGUGCUGUAACACUUUGUGAUCCUGGUGAUAUAGUUCUACUUGGAUCCGAUGGACUAGUUGAUAAUUUUGAUCCAGUUAUUACACGACUUGCUGUUCCUGAAUCACCACAUUUAGAUUUUGUUGAUGAAGAUGAUGAGCAUAAAGAACAACAUGGAGAUGAAGAGGAAACUUCUUCAUCUAAUGAUGAUUUAAUGAUUCACGAUUUAAAUAACAAGAACAAUAAUAAUAAUAAUCAUACUAAUAAUUCUAUCAACAGUACUUCCUCAUUAUCUUCAGAUUCUUUAAAGUGUAAUUUCAAUAAAUCAUCCACUUCACCAUUAUGUCGUUCAUCUAAAUCAUGGUUACAUAAUUCCUCUCUAACACCACCACCUCGAGUAAGUAUUUGGCCACAACCACCACCGCCUCCUCCAUCAAGUGAUCCUUCUGUUACACAUGUUAAUACUACUAACACUACUAAUACUACUACUAACAGUAAUAAUAAUCAUAAUAAUAAUAACAGUAACAAUGAAACUGAAACAAUUCAUGCACAUCAAAUUAAUUUCACUAAUCAACUUGAAUUAAACUGGUAUGAACGUAGAAGAUAUGCAACGAAAGAAUUAGAACGUGUAUGGCAUGAAUUAGAUUUCAAUGCAGAGAUAGCUAACAAUAAUAAUAAUAAUAAUAAUUCUAAUAAUAAAGGUACAAUGAGUUCAAGAGAUUUAUGCGAAGCUCUAAUUAAUUAUGCAUAUAGAAUAACAACAAAACGACGUGAAUGGUUAGAAAAUCCAGAUUAUGCACAUUUAUUGAAACAAAAUCAAAAUGGAGUUCAAAACAAUAACGAUAAUAAUAAUAAUAAUCAUGAAAAUGGUAUUCGUAAUAAUAAUAAUAUCAACACUGAUUUUGCGAAUACUUAUUCCACUGAUUCACAAAGAAAAUGGUUUAAUGAUAUGCUGAAACGUAUGCCUGGUAAAUUAGAUCAUGCCACUGUAGUUGCCUAUGAAGUUGGUGUUUAUCAUGGUAAUGAAAAUGAAGUGUAUGAAGAGACAGCGCAUCGAUUUCUAACACCACAGAAUCCGCAUCCUUCAAUUGCUACACAUUCAGAGCAAUAAUAAUAAAUUUAGACAACAAAAAAAAAACAUUAAAAUCUUAUACUUUGUACAUGCAAUAAAUAACCUCAGAUAUGAGAUUACUCCCAAUAACAUUGAUUUCAUUAUUUAUUUGUCUAUUUAUUGAAUUUUUGUUGAUAGUUUUACAAUUUCUUUUAUUUAUGUAUAGGUAUUUAUAUUUUCCAUGUUGUUAUUUAUAUUCAUAUCAUCAAAUAGAUUAUUAUUAUUCUGUUGAAAAGUGAUAUUAUUUGAUUAAUUUAUGAAAGUAUUAUCAUUAAUCUUUUAUUGACAUUGAUAAUUUAUUUCACACUAUAUGAGAUACAAUUCCAAAUAAACAUAUACAUAUACAUAUUUACCUUUCAUUGAAUGUUUCAAUCUCAAUAUGAAUCAAUAUUCUGGCUACAACUAAACCUUAUAUAAACAAUUUGCCUUUUUCUUUUUCUGAAAAGAAGAAAAAUUUUUUUUAUUUAAAUUAAGCAUCUUAUGUUACUUGUUUAUGUUAUUUAUGUACAGUGCAUUGUAAGCUUUUAUUCUUAAUAUUUUAAUGGAUGAGGAGUUUAUUUAUUUGUUCUAGAAUAAUACUUUCAAAUGUAGGCUUAUUUUUCAUCUUGAACAUUUGAUCACUACUAUAUUUGUGCUCGUUCAAUACAUUCUAUAUAUAUAUAU
Messenger RNA from Schistosoma turkestanicum, 2899 nucleotides. The record is from the annotation of a GenBank genome assembly. NCBI's taxonomy places the organism in Eukaryota, Metazoa, Platyhelminthes, Trematoda, Strigeidida, Schistosomatidae.